Chlamydomonas reinhardtii is the source of this 4272-nucleotide messenger RNA. RefSeq lists its product as uncharacterized. The record is from RefSeq and is a predicted model, not a curated record. The coding region runs from base 213 to 1403 and encodes 396 amino acids. NCBI's taxonomy places the organism in Eukaryota, Viridiplantae, Chlorophyta, Chlorophyceae, Chlamydomonadales, Chlamydomonadaceae. The transcript has 14 exons. Gene Ontology annotation, molecular function: branched-chain-amino-acid:2-oxoglutarate transaminase activity. Gene Ontology annotation, biological process: branched-chain amino acid metabolic process.
CUCUUAUAUUUUUGUGUCACCCAGGCUACAGGCCUUACCCACCCAGCUUCGUGAAGGCCAAAUCGGCAGGGGCGACGCCCAUGCGCAGCGUGCCUCCCACCUCUGCAGGCGCACUCGCAGCAGCUUUGUAUAGGUCUAUAUCAACAUCAUCUAGGCCUCCUCAGGCGCGCGUUGAGUUGUCUCAGUGGGGGUUCAGUGCUGCUCCGUGCUAUAUGAGCUUGGGCUUCCGCCUUUGGCAGAACCUUCUUCCAACGAUGAACCGCUCUCUUGCUCCGUCGAAGGCCCAGUGCCUGCGGCGAUGCGGCGCUGCCAACAUUGCGCGGACGCGCCUGCACACGAUCGCUGCUGCUGCGGCGCCCGUCGCUGGCGAGCGCAGGGCCAAGGCUAACAUUGACUGGGACAGCCUGGGCUUCGGCCUGAAGGACGUUGCUGCGACCAUGUAUGUGGCGGAGUGGACGCCGGAGAAGGGCUGGGACAGCGGCAAGCUGGUGCCCUACGGCCCCCUCAACAUGAUGCCCAGCGCGCAGGUGCUCAACUACGGCCAGGCCAUCUUCGAGGGCAUGAAGGCCCAGGAGUCCGCCAAGGGCCGGGUGGUGCUGUUCCGCCCCGACCAGAACGCGGCCCGCUUCAAGGCGGGCGCGGCGCGCAUGUCCAUGCCGUCGGUGCCCGAGGACCAGUUCGUGGAGGCGGUGCGUGCCACCGUGGAGAACAACCUAGACUACGUUCCCCCCAUGGGCAAGGGCUCCCUCUACCUGCGCCCGCUGCUGAUGGGCACCGGACCCAUCCUGGGCCUGGGCCCGGCGCCCGCCUACACCUUUGCCAUCUUCGCCGCCGCCGUGGGGGCCUACUUCAAGGGCGGCCAGCUGACCCCCAUUGACCUCAUCGUGGAGGAGCGCUUCCACCGCGCCGCGCCCGGAGGCAUGGGCGGCACCAAGGCGGCGGGCAACUACUCGCCGGUGCUGGUCACCCAGCUGGAGGCCAAGAAGAACGGCUUUGCUGACGUGGUGUACCUUGACGCCAAGACGGAUACGUACCUGGAGGAGGUGUCCUCAUGCAACAUCUUCGUGGUCAAGGGCAAGACGAUAAAGACGCCGCCGCUGUCGGGCACCAUCCUGCCCGGUGUGACGCGCCGCUCCAUCAUCGAGCUGGCGCGCAGCCGCGGCUACGACGUGCAGGAGGCCGCCGUGUCCGUGCACGAGGCCAUGGAGGCCGACGAGAUCUUCACCACCGGCACGGCUGUGGUGGUGUCCUCGGUGGGCUCCAUGACCUACCGCGGCAACAAGAAGGCCUACACCGCGCCCGGACAGGCCGGCCCGGUGGCUCUGGAGAUGUACUCGGCCCUCACCGACAUCCAGACCGAGAAGGCCGACGACAAGUUCUCCUGGGUCUACCCCGUCAAGUAAAUGCAUGCAUGCUUGCUUGCUUGCUGCCUAGAUGGCGCGAGAGCAUGGGUGCUUGGCUUGACUGACGGACGGAAUGUGGCGGGAUGGGAUGGGGUGUUGCUUGACAGGGCCCGUGUCAAGAUUCGAGCUCGGCUUUGAAGGGUCUGAUUAGAACGCUUGGCAGACGAGGGCAGUGCGUGGGGGCUAGGACUAGGAUAAGGGCGCUAGCGGAGGGAGUGCAGGAGGCUACCGUGCCUUGACGAGGAGGCGGUUAGCUGUGCUGCCUGCUAGCUGUGAUACCCUCUUCCGAGACUGUGCGCACGCACCUCCUGGUUGCAUUUUCGGUAGUUGCCGGCCUGAUGGGCAGGAGGCGACCCAGGUGCUGUGUGGUUCAGUGUGGGGGCCAACGGGCGGCAGAGGCUCGUGGGCUGGGCAGGCCUUGCGUGGGCCGCCCAUUGGCGUGGAUGUGGGGGAAUGUGGCUGUGCCGAAUGGGUACAUUGCGUUCGGUGUGGUGCGAAUGCAGCCACGAAGCUUUCGCAGGCGAGUCAAAUGAGCACCACGGUCGGUUGGGUAGGAAAGCGUGGGGAACAAGGGAUGCUUUGUUGGGUGCGACAGGGAUGCGUCUGUGGCCGGUGGAUGCGUCUGUGGCCGCCGUUUGUGUGCGGGCCGCCUACAUCUGCGGCGGCAGGGUGCGCUGGCAGCUGCUGGAUGGAGGUCACACAUGAUGAGGUGCUGAUGUCAGAAGAUGCAGUGUCGUGUGCGGUGGUGCGGAGCAGGCGACAUAAGCAGUUACCGGUAGGUUGACCGGCCUACCGCCCGAAGUCGGUAUAAGGAGCAGUGCUGCGAAAUGGAUGCUUUAUGCCCGGGGUGGGUAAGAGCAUGGGCAGGGCCGGUGCUGUGAUCGUGGUGCAUUUGCCGAGGGUUCGGGCCGCACGCAUUAUGCGCUGACUUAUCGCAGCGCAGUGGAGAUAAGUCUAGUUAUUGCGACGUAACUGCCGUGUUGCGUUAAAGUCACGCACGGUGCAGGACGCUCGGGUACGUGCCUGCAUGGGGCCGGGCCGAGCUGGGUCUUGUAGGCGUCAGGAGCACACGGCGCUUUAUCUGCCGUUGUGCUUCUGUACUGUAUUAUCGGAUCGUCCCUCUGCCGGGACGGUGACCUCAGUGUGUCGCACUUAAACAUUCCCUACAUUUCCGGACUUUCUUUGCAAUCCUAUACCUGGUUCUAACUAUACUUUACCAUGUAUGGACUGAAAAAGCGUUUAAUAUACACUCAAACGGAGUUGCAGCGUUUUUGUUGCGCGAUCCUGCUCAAUGGAACCCCUUAGCUUGAUUACGCUCGCUCCCUGAUCGUAAGGGAAUGCCCUUCAACGCUUCUCUGGCGCUUUGGACCACGCUUUGGUUCGGGGCCGCAAUCGGGAGCAUAUCGGAGCAGAGCGGAACAAUCAAGCGGAGCAAAGCCGCGUGAAGCGUUGCGGACAAGGCGUUCGGCAAGUCACUGAAAGCAAAAGGGCAUACACAGCUGUGCGGGCGGGCUACUUGCUUGCCAUGCGCGGUCCUGCUUGCCGUGCCUUCGUGUCUACCCGUCGCUUUACAGUUCAUAGCUUUCCACAUUAUUCUUCCAUCGUGCCACCCCCUCCCCCCAAGGCCCUCAGGAUUUUUGGCGCGGUACUUCUGCUGUCCGCCUAUCCAGGCCGCAGGGCCCGCGUGCCCUUGGGGAAAGCUCGCGUGUGUGCCGUUGGGAUCCGGCCUGUGCGCCGCACGCAAUGGGCUCCGCGCCCUUGCUUAAUGGACAAUGGACGGCAUACGUGCCCUUAUGAUACGGCCUGUGCGCCGCAAGCAAUGGGCUCCGCGCCCUUGCUUUAUGGACAAUGGACGGCAUACGUGCCCUUAUGAUACGGCCUGUGCGCCGCAAGCAACGGGCUCCGCGCCCUUGCUUUAUGGACAAUGGACGGCAUACGUGCCCUUAUGAUACGGCCUCUGCGUCGCAAGCAAUGGGCUCCGCGCCCUUGCUUUAUGGACAAUGGACGGCAUACGUGCCCUUAUGAUACGGCCUGUGUGCCGCAAGCAACGGGCUCCGUGCCCUUGCUUUAUGGACAAUGGACGGCAUACGUGCCCUUAUGAUACGGCCUGUGCGCCGCAAGCAACGGGCUCCGUGCCCUUGCUUUAUGGACAAUGGACGGCAUAUGUGCCCUCAUGAUACGGCCAGUGUGCCGCAGGGAACGGACUCCGCGCCCUUGCUUCAUGGACAAUGCGCCACAUACGUAUUCUUAUGAUACGACCUGUGCGCUGCAAGCAACGGGCUCCGCACCCUUGUUUAAUGGACAAUUCACGGCAUACGUGCCCGUAUGAUAUGACCUGUGUACCGCAAGCAACGGGCUUCGCACCCUUGCUUUGAUGGCAUACGUGCCCUUAUGAUACGACCUGUGUGCCGCAAGCAACGGGCUCCACACUCUUGUGUUGUGGAUUACAGACGGCAUUGAAAUGCUUACAUGCCUUCGUUGUACAUGUCUUCGUUGUACAUGCCUUUGCGUUGUGGACAUUGUGUGGUCUGAGCGCCACGUUCGGAUGCGGCGUGUGUGCCGCCAGUAACAGGGUUUGCGCCUCGCAUCAAGUGCUAUGGAGAUGGGUCUUGCGAUAUGGCCCGUGUGCCGCAUGCAAUUAUGCUGCCUGCCCUGUCGUUAUGGACGCUCCGACUUGUUGCGUGCGUGCCCUGCUGCGUGCCCUGUCGCAAUACGCCUUGAGUGCACCGUGCGCGGCAAGCCUGCGCCUCGCUAUUGCUUCGUGUUGACAACGGAGCGGGCUUACGUGAUCAUGCGUCACCCUGUACGUCUUGAGGUCCGCACGCACAUCAUGCUAUCACGCGGCAUCACCCUUGUAGUCUGGCUGACG